CAACACAAACCGCUACGCUAGCUAGCGCUGCUCCUCCAUCCCGGCAGCUUUCUGCACACAUCGCGAGGCCUCACGGCGGCGACGCAAGGGGACGUGGCGGCGAUGGCGGCAAUUAUUCGAGUUUCUGAGAGCGCUUCGACACGUCGAGGAGGGAAAAACACUUCUACGUCGGCGAAAACGGAGAGUUCUCCCGUGAGCUGAAAGGGGAAAAAACAUGGGCGCAGGCGCCUCGUUGUCGCUGUGUAGUGACGCGUCCUCGGUGAGAAUCCUGAGGUCAAGCACUAAGGUCGGUCCAGAGCCAGUUGGUCCCACCCUGGUCCCGGAGCCCGCACUCUCUGCCACGGGUGUGUUUGGUGUUGCCUUCGAAACACUGCGAGAGCGAGGGCAGAUGGUUCGUGGGAUACCCCUUGUGCUAAGAGACAUGGUGGAGUUCCUGGAUACCCACGGAAUGCACCACAGAGGUCUGUUCCGCCUGUGUGGGUCGGUGGUACGUACCAGGAAGCUGAGGCAGAGAUGGGACCAUGGAGAACGGGUGGACUUGAAGCACGAGGAAGAUGUCUCCACCGUGGCCUCGCUCCUCAAACUCUUCCUUCGGGAAUUGCCCACCCCCAUAGUUCCUGAACCCCAGUGCAAACGGCUGCUGCUGAGCCUCGCAGGAGAUGCAGAUGAGGCAGAGCUGAACGAGUCUCUGAGAGAAAACCUUUGCCAUCUCCCCGGUGACAACCUCAUUAUUUUGUCUUACCUCAUCCACUUCCUGUCCAGAGUGGCCGCUCACAGCCAGUCGAAUCAGAUGCCCUUGAAAAGUCUGGCAACCAUCUUUGGGCCUUGUAUAUUCCAUGUUCCCUCGGGACCCGGGAUGCUAGAGGAGCAGUAUUUGUGUAACGCCCUGUUGCUGCAUCUUCUGAAGCAUCAGAAUGAUCUCUUUCCUGUCCAUGCCGAGGACACGGUGGCCUCCUCCAUCGCCUCCUCCUCCUCCUCACCUCCUCCCACUCUAUCUGCUCUUUCACACUUUGAGGUCCGAUCCAGCAGCCGUGUGGAGAACUUGGAGGGAGAGACCACUUCCAUCUCAGCGAGCAGUUCUUUCAACCCAACCAAAGGGGUGCAGUGUCCACUCAACAGUCCUGACACACCGGCGCAGGGUUGUGAAUCCAGCUCUGACGUCAGCGCUGACAUUCAGAAGCUGACUCCAGACCAGGAGGCCUCGAAGGAGAGAAGUGUCAGUUCGGAAGGGGGGGAGGUGCUCUCCCGCUACACCGACCCGGGGCCGGACACACACUCGCCUCCUCUGCUUGUCUCUCCUUUUGCUGAAAUCAGGAGGUCACCAUUCACCCCCGCAUCAAUGGAGACGGAGGAGGAGGUGGAAUCCGAGGGCAGAAGGACACUGUCUUCACCCGUUAAAGACAACUGCUCAACGUCUUCCACAGAUAGCAGACACAAAUCAACAAUUUCAGACGGCCGGCAAGCGGAUGAAUCACCGACUCAGCACGCGGAGAGCACACUGUGCAGCAACACAGGAGCCCGAAUCACAGUAUCUAAGAAGGGGAGAGGAGGAGACGGAAGAGGGUGUAAGGGUUCUUCCUACCGACGCGGUGAAUGCAGAGGCAGCCGUGAUAGCCCCUCCCUCAAGCUACAAGCCCUGGAGAAUGACUUGGGACCACCGGCCUCACCGGUAGACCCCCAGGUUCGGGAUAACCAACCUGCCCGGCAGGAGCCUCUUUUUAGUGAGGGGCAGGACCUUUAUUUGACCCGGAGGCUGCUUCUCCACUCGCCGUCGUCACCGGCUGAGGAUCCGGCCGACUCAUCACAGUCUGUACACAUGGCAUCCCCUCCGUCAUCGGAGUCCAGUUCUCCCCCGUCCAUUGCAAUGCUUUCUGGAGGGAUGUCAGGAAAGGACAGCCUGCCGAGUCCACCGGGACCUAAAACCAGCCCACUCCUCUCUUGUUUUACGACGAGCGACUGCCCCAUUCCGUCGCCUCGCUGCCCCAACCUUUCUCACAGCCUGCGCUACAACCUGGACCCCGACACAGCCCCUUCUCCACCCUGCUCACAGCACAUACGCAUGGCUCGCAGCAGUGACCAUACAGAGUCAGACGUGUCCAUCUUGGUGCUCAAGAGACACAUUUACACCGUGAAGAAGCGGAUUGGCCGUUUUGAGGAUCGUUUUGAACAGGAGAAGCACUACAAGGCGGCACAUAACGACAAGACGGCACAUCCAGAGGUUGCUGGACUGAUGAAGGAGCUCGUCAAGAGUCGCAAGCAACUCAAAGAGUUGAAGCAGAGACAAUCGGAAGGGAGACGGGAGGGAGACUUUAUCCCAUCACCUGAAACAUGCAGUACCAGCACGGACCAGAGAGAGGCAGCACUUACUGGGAGUGAGCUGCAGCAUCUCCACAACAGCAAGCCAGAUGUGGAGGAAACCGUCAACAUGAUAACCAACCGGCUGCAGGAGAGACGGCGAGAGCUGGGCCUUGCAGACGCUGUUCAGGAGGUGUCCCAUUUCCAGCUGACAAUGGAGAAGGCCAGUCUGCAGAAAUGUCUGCUCUACUUUGAGAACCUGCACGGACAACCGAGCACCAGGCAGGAGCGGACUCUGAUGAAACCUUUCUACGACCGGUACCGUCUUGUCAAGCAGCAGCUGCUCUCCUCUAAUGCGACGGCGGUCAUCACGACCAUUGAGGAGGAGGAGGGCUCCGAUGAAGAGCAUCCUAAACUGCAAAGCCCCAGGCUGCAUCCACUCCAACCCAAGUCUUCCAGGUGUGAGUCGCUGCUCCUGCCUUCCCUAGAAAUGUCUGAAACACCUCUGGUGUCCCCACUGGAGGAGGUGAAGGAUUUACAGCCACAGAUUAUCACCAUGGCAACACUACACGAAGCUUCCAGACCAGAAUUGCUGGAUCACCUCAGGGCAGCACGAUCAGAGAAACGGCGGCUUCGCCUGGCGCUCCGACGCUUUGAGGACCACUUCUACAUGCAGACCGGCAGGGCUUGUCAGAAGGAGGACCGCGGGCCGAUGGCUGAGGAGUACUGCCAGUAUAAGAACCUCAAAGCGAAGCGCCGGCUCCUCGAGGCCCUGCUCAGUAAACAACAGGACUCAACCAAGACUAGUUGAGUUAACUCACAGUGGGAUUUAUUUAACAGGACUUGAUUGGUUGUUUCGUGCCAUGCUCAUGAUGUUUAUGCACUUUACAUGAAUAACGCUGAUGGAAAGUAAAUGAAAUGCAGUUUUUGUCCCAAAUACAUGUCAUUUAUGACAGUGUAUUUUCUGAAGCACUUAUAUAUGUCAAGGAUGCUGAGCUUGUUAAUUACAUAUUAGUAAUUCACAAUUACUAUACGCAUGUUAUGGCACUCUUGUUACUUGCCUUUUCUUUUGGACAGCUCUGUCCAUAGUUAAUGUGGAAACUGUUAUCUUUGCAAAAAUAGGUGUCAGCUUGAAUGCAAUCGAUGAGACAAUCAUGUUGUGUUUGUGCAUGUUAGUUGUGUAGUCCUACAUUGUGCUGUGAUAUGCAUUAAGAAUUUGAUCAAUUAAAAUGUUGCCAUUCCGGUGCAACAUCUACAUGUCCUCAAAUUGGCGUUUCUCCCCCCAUUUUGCCUGUGUGAAGUUAAAUCCCCCUCGAAUGCAGUUGUUGACAAUGCUUAUGACAUUGUGCACUUCUGGUUUAUAUAGUUUUCUAUAUAGAGAAAUAAUAUAUAUAUAUGAAUGUAUCAAUAAAAAUAAAUAUUUUUUCACAUUUAAACAGUUUAUGGUUCUACUUUCUUUCUUUCCUUCCACAGACUACGAUAAAAUAACGACUAUUACAGAAAAGGUUGCUGUGGUUGAGGUACAAACAGCUUUCACACGCAUGCUGCCGCAUCAUGCUUUUUUUUUUUUUUUUAAAGGUUAAUUAGUUCACACGUGGUCAAAUACUUAGU
Messenger RNA from Gasterosteus aculeatus aculeatus (three-spined stickleback), 3906 nucleotides. RefSeq names its product protein FAM13A. The record is from RefSeq and is a predicted model, not a curated record. Gene Ontology annotation, biological process: signal transduction. NCBI's taxonomy places the organism in Eukaryota, Metazoa, Chordata, Actinopteri, Perciformes, Gasterosteidae.